Paramormyrops kingsleyae is the source of this 3503-nucleotide messenger RNA. RefSeq names its product N-alpha-acetyltransferase 30, NatC catalytic subunit (gene naa30). Gene Ontology annotation, biological process: N-terminal peptidyl-methionine acetylation. Gene Ontology annotation, molecular function: protein-N-terminal amino-acid acetyltransferase activity. NCBI's taxonomy places the organism in Eukaryota, Metazoa, Chordata, Actinopteri, Osteoglossiformes, Mormyridae. Gene Ontology annotation, cellular component: NatC complex. The record is from RefSeq and is a predicted model, not a curated record.
GACACCGGCACUUUACGGCAGUAACGACCAGCGAAGAGGCAAGGAGAAACGGCACCGAGACGUGUGCUGUGAAAUCUCUCACAGGUGAACGCUGCUACCUGGUGGACUACAGCAACGGUCUAGCGAUUCCGCUUUAGAGACAUUGCAUUUGCUGUACGGUUUUCCCUGAAUGACGUGGGAUGGCUGAGGUGCCGCCUGGGCCUAGCGCACUGCCUGCAUCCCCGGCCGAAAUUAUCCCCUUCCCCGGGGGUGUAUGCACUGUCCCCGGGGGAGGGGACGAACGAGAUUGCGGGCGAGGAGAGCCAGUCAAAACGGAGACAGGACAGCUUCAGCAAGCUUGUGAAGGGAAAGGGACGAACAAAUCGAACCAGAAAUGCCUCUGCUCCCACCCGUCAGCUCAUUUUCACACGCAAGCGCCGCAGCAGCUCAACGGCUUGAUCGGCACCGCCGAGGACGGCCUCCUGUCUAGCCAGCACCGCAGCCGCGUUCAGAGCCACCUUCACCACCCCGUGCACAGACCGCCUGACGGCCAGAGAGGCCAGUCGGAGUACAGUGACAGCGCCGGGGAGGCCCGCGGAGGAGCACAGGAGAACUGCCACGCCGAUAGUAACCAUGGGACGUGUCCGCAGCGGAGCCGGUCGUCUUCAGACAACGGAAUCUGCGGCGUGCCGGCCGCCGCAAGGACUGAGCGGAGUCCCGGCAGCCCCGCGGUGGAGGAGCCGGGCAGCGCCCGAUGCCCAGAGGAUGGGGAACUGUCAUCCCCGGUGCGGGAAAUGGCUGGGCUUUGUUUGAACAGCACGCCCGAGGGAAAGCAGGAAGACCCUGCCAUUGAGUACGUGAGAUACGAGUCUGAGCUGCAGAUGGCGGACAUCAUGAGGCUGAUCACCAAGGACUUAUCGGAGCCCUACUCCAUUUACACUUAUAGGUACUUCAUUCACAAUUGGCCUCAACUCUGCUUCCUGGCAGUGGUGCAGCAGGAGUGCGUGGGGGCCAUCGUGUGCAAGCUGGACAUGCACAAGAAGGUGUUCCGGCGCGGCUACAUCGCCAUGCUGGCCGUGGACUCCAAAUACCGCAGGAAGGGCAUCGGUACCAAUCUGGUGAAGAAGGCCAUCUACGCCAUGGUAGACGGGGACUGUGACGAGGUGGUGCUGGAGACGGAGAUCACAAACAAGUCGGCCCUGAAGCUCUAUGAGAACCUGGGUUUUGUGAGGGACAAGCGGCUCUUCCGCUACUAUCUCAACGGGGUCGAUGCGUUGAGGCUCAAACUGUGGCUCCGCUAGCAGCCCCCCCGCCACCCACCCCCUCCCAAACUGACUCGCUUCAACCGCCUCCAGUCGGAGAGCCCUGCCUGGACAUGAAUUCAAGGAACAAGUUUUCUCUUAGCCAGGGUGGAGGAAGCCUGACUGACUGGAUACAAUCAACACAGGGCACAUGAGGACAGAGUAAAAUCUAUAAAUGAUUAAUAGUAUAUAUUAAGAGGUUUUUGAAUGAACUUACCCUGGCGUGUGACUUAUUUUACCCCAAAUAUGGAUGUUCUGUGGGAUGAGGGUGCCGAGAGGAGGGGUCUGUAUCCUUAGACUCCUCCCCCAAAAUCAGCAUCCUCUUCUCCCAGCGCCUGACUGCAUCAUGUGGCUGCCGGUUCAAACCGUCCAAUGGCAGAUCGAUGUGAGGGACCUCCCACUUUAUUUUUUUAUGAACGUAGUGGCACACAAGCUAGAAUGUGCGGUUAAAGAAAUGGUUGCAAAAAAACUAUUUGUGAAACAUUUUUAUCGCAUUACCCCCUCCAUUCUUUUAUUGGAAUGGAAGCAUUUUAGUGCGUGAAUUUAUAGGGGAUGCAGGGGCUUGGGUGUGUGUGUGUGUGCUUGCGUGGUGUUUUUGCAUGAAGGGAACAUUCUAGAACGGCAUUGUGUUCCUCAGGGGAGACUUGCUGUUCCCCUGGCAUAUAAAUGCUCAUUUCUGUUCAUUCUUUCAUACAGGCUUCACAAAAAGAAGUAUAUAUUAGAUAAUAUAUUUUUAAAAGCACAUUGAGACCUCUGGUUUGGUCAGGCUUAUAAACUCAUACACUCUUUAUUACUGCCAAUGAGGGAACCUUGCAAAGUGUUGCCCAGUGUGAGUUUAAGUGCCAAGAGAUUGUUUCAGAGGUGCUAUAAGGGGAUGCAAGUCUCCAAAUACAGUGUUUCAUGCUCUUCUGGUUGUUGGGUGGGGGUUGAAUAACAUCACUGUGUUCUUUACAGAUUGCUUUAAGUCCAAUCAUGCCCUCAGAUCCAUGUGAGUGGUACCCCCCCCCCCCCAUGCCUACAAGGUGUAUUUUUUUUUAAUUUAUUUUUUAUAGUCCCCCUCAGUGAAAACACCCUGUUUGUUUUGUGGAGAGGGACAUGCUGUUGGGUACAGUAGUAGAUGGGCUCAUCAGGACAGUGAGCGGUCGUCUUUUCCUUCAGUGUGUUACGGCAAUUUUAACAAUAUGGCUUUUGUUUCCACAAGAAGAAAUUGGUUUUCUCUUGUCUUUUUCAUACCCUUGCUUACUGAAGGUGUUUGAUGAUGUUAUUAUUUUUAUUUUUGCGGGGGGGAAGAGUCCAGCAUUGUAUUCCUAAUGCAUCUUACUUUGGUGGAGGGGGGGGAUAAUGCAUCCAUGGCUGCUUUUGAAGAUUUUAAGUUUUGUUUUCCCUGUUUCUUUUAAUUGAUCCUGGGUGAUGCGUUGAAGGGCAUCGUUUCGUGCUCCCUUCCCCCCUGGCUGUUGUCGGAGCUUGUGGCUGGACGGUGACAAAACUACCCUUUGUUCUUCUCUCGGUUCCUGUAACGGUCACCGCUUCAGUUGGUGUCUCCAUGUGUAGGUGUCAAGGUUGUUUUGCAGAUCCUUUCUAUACCACGAUCCCUUAAUUUGUAGUCGUCUUUGGUCGGUGGAGCUUGAUUUUAAUCCGCCAGAAGGUCCGGAAGAUUGAGCAUCGAGCCUCACUGUCCGACAGGCCAGGAGUGUCUGAUGCUAGCAGGGAGAAUCGGUGACCAAACAGCAGCUCCGCUCAGCUUAGUGGUGGAUUCCUUAUAGACCUCAGCAGCUGUUGCCAUAUCAGUUUUCUCAAAAUGCUCAGAAAUUAAGUGGUGAGUUGCGUUUUGGGCUAAUUCUGUUCAUCCCAGCAGCAUUAGCAGAGUGCCUGUUCUGCACGUGUUUGUUGGUUUACUGCCACAUGCGUUGAUCCGCCCUUCUAACUAGGUGUCAGUUCCGCUAUGGUUUGUGUACAGUGAAAUGUUUUUAGAACUUUUGAUUGAAGUUUUAGGUGGAAACAGGUUUUAUCGUGCCAUCAGGAUUCCCAAUGAAUAAGUCAAGAGUUUGUUGCAUGUAACCCCUGUCUAGUAUGUUUAUCAACGUGUGCACUUGGAGACCGAUUGAGAUUAUACUUGUUUAACUGACAACAGAGCUGCUCUGUGCGUAGAUUUUUGGCAUCUCCAUUCUUCACGUCAGUUUGGGAUGAGUUUUUCUUGGGUGUUUGGGUGGAAGGGCUUUUUUU